GGCUAGAGAAGGUGGUGAUUCUCUUCUUCUCGGCCUGGAGACGACCCACAGAAAGACAAGUGUUGUUUCUCCAAGCGGUUAUAUGAUUAUUUUUGAUCGGGGAAAAACGGAGAACGCCUCCCCGAGUUGGAGUAUGCCAGAGGUGAACCGGCCCGGCAUACAACCCAUCAACUGAUUAUGUUCGACUUGUGUUUUAAGAAUGUGGAUUGAAAUCGACGUCUUUGUGAUUUGAUUCUACUAUUAUUAUCUUAUUACUACGUGCAAGACACUGGAAUUUUACAAUAUCAAAAAGAUUCAUCUGACUUCCACUUCCACCAGUCAAAAUGGGCAGCGUUGCGCAGACAUACUCUGAGGAGGCUCUCGGAAAGCUCAACAACCCUAAGCUCUUCAUUUCCGAUGCUUUCAUUGGAGGCAAAUGGGUGAGCAAGGACAAGAAGUUUCCCGUCACAGAACCGGCAACUGCCAAAACCCUUGGACAAGUCUCAAAUUGCGACCUAGAGGACUUUAAAACCGCAAUCAAUGAUGCCUACAUUGCACAGCCAAAGUACUUUGAAAGCACCACCGCCGCACAGAGAGGCGCAGCUCUACGACGCUGGAACGAUCUGAUUCUCGCCAACAAGCAAGACAUUGCAACUAUUCUCAGCUUGGAAAAUGGCAAGACGUACGCUGAGGCCGAAGGCGAAGUUGUCUACGCCGCCAGCUUUGUGUCAUGGUUUGCAGAGGAAGCAACGAGAGCAUAUGGAGUCACCAUUCCCUCGUCAACCCCUCACACCACCCUCCUGACGCUGAAAGAGCCCGUCGGUGUCUGUGGUAUCAUCACACCAUGGAACUUCCCGGCAGCGAUGAUCACUCGAAAGAUCGCCCCGGCUCUGGCGGCAGGCUGUGCCGUGGUUAUCAAGCCCCCAAGUGAGACCCCGUACACGUGUCUGGCGCUUACGAAGCUGGCUAUCGAAGCUGGCAUUGAGCCAAAGGUCAUCCAAGUCUGCCCGACGAAGGAUCGUCAAGCGGCCACCGAGCUCGCCACCAACCCACAAGUCCGCAAGAUCAGCUUCACGGGUUCUACCGGAGUCGGUAAGAUGUUGGCAAAGCUCGCUGCAGGAACUCUGAAGAAGUUGAGUCUUGAGCUGGGAGGCAAUGCACCUUUCAUUGUCUUUGACGAUGCCGACCUGGACUUGGCCGUGGAAGGUGCCAUGUUUUGUAAAUUCAGAUGCACUGGACAGACAUGUGUCUGUGCAAACCGAAUUCUCGUCCAAAAGGGCAUCGCCGAAGCCUUUGCCACCAAAUUGGCGGCCAAGGUGGGAGCUCUCAAGACCGGUCCUGGCCUGGACAAGACCACCACCCAAGGCCCGCUCGUCAACCAGGCCGCCGUUCAAAAGGUCAAGGAGCACGUGGACGACGCCGUUUCCAAGGGCGCCCGCGUCGCCAUCGGAGGCUCACCGGGCAGUGGGGACGGAUUCUUCUUCGAGCCCACCGUCCUCACGGGCGUGACCAAGUCCAUGAUCGUGGCGAAAGAAGAAACCUUUGGUCCCCUGGCCCCGAUCUUCCCGUUCGAGACCGAGGCCGAGGCGGUCGAGCUCGCCAACGACACCGAGUUCGGCCUGGCCGGAUACUUCUUCUCCAGGGACGUCAACAGGAUCCUGAGGGUGGCCCAGAAGCUCCAGUGCGGCAUGGUCGGCGCCAACACGGGCAAGAUCUCGGCCUCCGAAGCGCCCUUUGGGGGUGUCAAGGAGAGUGGCUACGGCCGCGAAGGAAGUCUGUACGGUAUGGACGAGUACCAGAUCAUCAAGGCUGUCACCAUUGGAAAUCAAGAUAAGUAAAAAAGAAAAAGAUUUUGAACCUCCCAGCCAUGGUUCUGAUCUCUAUGUCCCCGCCUCCAGGAACUUGAGGGAGAGGAGGAGCGGAGCGGCUUUCUAAAAACAUUCCUCCGAUUCUACAUGUAGAGAAAAU
Messenger RNA from Exophiala oligosperma, 1947 nucleotides. RefSeq lists its product as uncharacterized. Bases 324 to 1817 code for a protein of 497 amino acids. Gene Ontology annotation, molecular function: succinate-semialdehyde dehydrogenase (NAD+) activity. NCBI's taxonomy places the organism in Eukaryota, Fungi, Ascomycota, Eurotiomycetes, Chaetothyriales, Herpotrichiellaceae. The transcript is spliced from 5 exons. The record is from RefSeq and is a predicted model, not a curated record.